AUGCAGUACAACCCUGGCUGGAACAGCUCCUCUGUCAACCUGCUGCACGUGCGUGCGGUGGGACCCAACGACACCCUGCACUACGUCUGGAGCAGCAUUGGGGCCCCUGCCGUGCUGCUGGUGGCCACAGACAGCCAGAACAGUGCCCUGCAUGUCAACUGGACCCAGCUGCUAUCUCCCAGCCCUGCUGGUGCCCUCUGGAUCGACCCUCCCAGCAGUGUGGUCUACUCCACUGCUGUUGUCUUCACCAAGGUGUUUGAGUACAGCGAGGCCAAACCACUGGAAGAGGUUUUCUACCCCACCUAUGACCUGUCAGAGUUUUCCUGGGACAGCAUCAACCACACUCUGAACCACACAGCCCUGACAGCUGAGCUCACAGGGGUCCCAACCACCGACCCCGGCAGUGGCUUCUCCAACGGCACCUUGACAUUCCGGGUGACAGCCUAUGAGACCCAUGGCCGUGCUGGGCACCUGCCCAACCUCCUGCACACAGCAGACAGCUCCCAGGUGGAGUUUGUCCUGGCUGGGGUCACUCCACGAGGCAACAGCUCCCACUUUGCUCUGGAGGUGGCCACGGUGGAGGAGACAGGAGUGGGGCAGCAGCUGCGCUCGACGCGGUCCAUCGAUGACGAGUACACCCCGACCAUCUUCGAGGUGCUCUCCCUGGUCGCUGAGGCCCAAAACAGCAGCUCAGUGCUCAGUUUCCUGCAGUGGAAGGCGAUAGCUUAUGGCUCACAGAGCCCUCGGCGUGAGGACAACAUCCAGUGCAGAGCUCAGCAGCUCCACGUGGCCAACUGGACCUUGCCCAGGGCCACCAUCAUCCAGGCCUACUUUGGGGAGGGUGUGGGAAGCACCUACACCAUCAGUGCUGUCAAUGUCUCCUUCGGGGGAGAGGAGGGAAGGGUGUACCAGGAGAAGCACUACCUCAGCUGGUCAGUGCUGCUGGGCUUUGGGCAGCCUCCCACGGACACCUUCUCCCCCCUUGUCAUCUCCAUCAUGGCUGUGGCACUGGGCACCCCCUUGGCCAUGCUCCUGCUGGGCAGCUGCCUCGUCCUGCUGGCCCAGAGGAAACGCUACUCGGAGUAUGAGCCCAUCAACUGA
This is a messenger RNA of Acanthisitta chloris (rifleman), 1101 nucleotides long. It is a transcript of the gene GLMP, whose product is annotated as chromosome unknown open reading frame, human C1orf85. The record is from RefSeq and is a predicted model, not a curated record. NCBI's taxonomy places the organism in Eukaryota, Metazoa, Chordata, Aves, Passeriformes, Acanthisittidae. Bases 1 to 1101 code for a protein of 366 amino acids. Gene Ontology annotation, cellular component: lysosome. The transcript is spliced from 5 exons.